AUGGAGAAAGGUAAGCAAAUAGACAUUGGCAACAGCAGCAGGCAAUAUAGUGGCAGCCGAGCUAAGAGCAAGAACAUGUCCAUAGAUCGUAGCAGAGUAAGAGUUUUGUUGUGUGACCGUGAUGCUGAGAGUUGUGAGGAGGUUUGCACACUACUGACAACAUGCAGUUAUCAGGUAAUAUCAGUAAGCUCUGCUGUGGAGGUGUUGGAUGCUCUGAAUGCCGAGUGGUCAUCCAUUGAUAUCAUACUUGCUGCAGUUGACCUUCCCAUAGAUGCAAGCAUGAGAAUGUUGAAAUAUAUAAUGCAGGAUCUGCAUUUCAAGCAUAUCCCAGUGAUAAUGCUGUUGACGCAGAACGAAAGCCGUUUUCUUUACAAUUUCUUAAAAUUUGGUGCUACUGAUUAUCUGGUCAAGCCACUAUGCAUUGAUGAGAUAUUAAACUUGUGGAUCCACUCUUGGAGGCAGAGGAAGCCUCCUAAGGGGCUCGAGCCGCCACAGAAGAGCAUUAGUCUUGUGGUUUCAGCUGAAGCAACUAUGAACAACAUCUUUAUCAGAGAUGAAGAGUUUCCAGAGGAUCCAGAGCCAACUUUGUGUUGGCUUGGGCUUUGGUGGGUUUUGGCUAUGGAGUCUAAGGAGCUCAAUUUGAAGAAGCACUCUGAAAAUGGUGAUGGUGAUGGUGAUGGGUUCAUUGACAGAAGCAAAGUAAGGAUCUUGUUGUGUGAUAACGACGAGUACAGUUCGGAAGAGGUUUUUGCCCUUCUGAUGUUGGUCUUUAGAUGCCACCUGUUGAAACAAUCUUGUUUAAAGCUAAACUCUUUAUUGAAAGGUGUAGAGAAUUCUGAACAUGACAAUAAGGCUAUGAAUGCCAAGAUGAAAAGCCAACUCAUUUCAGUGAGGUCUCCAAGACAGGUGAUUGAUGCAUUGAAUGCUGAAGCACCUGAUAUAGAUAUCAUACUUGCCGAAGUUGACCUUCCCAUGAGAAAAGGCUUGAAAAUUUUGAAGUAUAUCACACGGGAUAGAGAACUAAGGGACAUUCCUGUAAUCAUGAUGUCAGCACAAGAUGAGGUCUCUACUGUUGUUAAGUGCUUGAAGCUCGGAGCAGCAGACUAUCUCUUUUCUACUGCUGCUGCUAUGGAGUUUCCAGUCAAUAAUGUAUCAGAAUUUCGGCCUGAUGUCCCAGGAAUACACGACCACCAAACUGGAAAAUCUUCAUCUGGCCCAAAAAAGAGUAACCUAAAGAUGGGAGAGUCAUCAUCAUUCUUUACUUAUGUUAAAUCAAGCACACUUGCCUGCACUGAAGACAAUGUUGUUGAACAAGCGAGGAUAAAAGAGAAACAUCAAGCAUUUGGUUACCAAGUUGUGGAUGAUCCCCAAGUACACAUAAGUCGAGAGGCACGGGAAAGCUAUUCAGAAGGAGAUGACUUGCAGAGCAGUAAUAGUAGUGUCCCAGAUUCCCUUUCAUUGGAGGGGUCUGGUACCCCUCUUGGAUCAAUGUUACUUCAACAUGAAAAGAAUUUUGAGAAAGACCAAUCCUCACAGGUGCUUGUGCAUCCAAGAAAUGAACUUCAACAAGAUUUUUCUGGCUUACCUGCCCAAGCUGCCUAUCCGUAUUAUAUUCCAGGGGUUGUGAAUCAAGUUAUCAUGUCAUCAUCAACACAAGCGCAUCAAAAGAAUCCGCAUGACAUGCAAAAUCAUUCUACAACUGCUAUUAUGCCACAAUACAAUCAUAUUCCGCACUGCCCUCCAGAUGUAACUGGGAUAACUCCAUUCCCCUGCUACCAGUUUAGCAUAUGCUUACAACCUAGUCAAAUUCCUACUCAUCCAUGGCCAUCACUUGGAAUUUCAUCUUCCACUGAAGUGAAAUUAAAUAAGGUUGACAGAAGAGAGGCAGCGUUGAUUAAAUUUAGGAAAAAAAGAAUGGAGCUUUGUUUUGAUAAAAAGAUGAGGUAUGUUAACCGAAAGCGACUUGCUGAAAGGAGACCUCGUGUGCGUGGACAAUUUGUGAGGAAGGUAAGAGGUGUACAUCUGGAGCUUCAGUCAAGGGAGUACUCUCCGGAAGACGGUGCUUCUGGAUGUUAA
Molecule: messenger RNA, 2076 nt
Organism: Prunus armeniaca (apricot)
Lineage: Eukaryota; Viridiplantae; Streptophyta; Magnoliopsida; Rosales; Rosaceae
Source: the annotation of a GenBank genome assembly